AUGAAGCUCGUGAGGUGAAUGUCUCUCGUCAUUCCUGUCGAUCUCCGUUUCUUUUGGUCUGGAUUCUAUUUGGGGUUUUUGUGCCCGCUAUCUUCUACGCGCGUUGCUGAGUUCUGUGUUUCUCCAGGUUUUUGAUGAAGUUGAAUAACGAGACCGUCUCCAUCGAGCUGAAGAACGGCACGGUCGUCCACGGGACUAUAACAGGUCACAUUCUGUUCUGUCUCGUCGUCUGUUCGCUUCGUUUGUGACCUACUUAAAAUAUUUUUUUCUCUGCUUGGUUUCCUUCUGGGUUUUUAUCAAAGACAACGAGCAUGUAAUUUCCUUCCAGGACAACGAGUUUUUGGUCAUAUAAUUUGAAGCCUAUGUAUUACUGUGUAGAAAAAGAAUUCGACCAUCUAAAAAAAAUUGGUCUCUUGAAUGCUUGUGCUUUAUACAAGAUAGCCGUCUAUGAUACGGGCAUUUGUGUCUGGCUUCCUAGUUUGCCAUUUUUUUAUAAUAUCUAGGAUGACCGAGUGUUUUUUUUUGUGUGGUAAUUUAUAGUCUCUGACGUCUAGUUUGGUGGAUUGGAACACUUUAGGCGCAUCCGAAUGCAAAUAUUGGCGCACUUAUAUCAUAAAAUUGGCGUGGCUGUUUCUAAUGAUGAACUUUCUAGACGAAUAGAUUAUUUUCCGGGAAAUUGUAAUAUAGCAUUCUUCUCGCUCUUCCUUUCGUCCAGUUGUCACACUUUAAACAUGUCUUCCUGGAAAUCGCUGGCUUCCGUUUUUGGCUCGAAUGAUAUUACUGAAACUCACUUUUCAAACUUUGCAGCUGGUCCGAGAUGUAAUGAAGUUCUUCUUUUGUUAAUAUUCUCGUUAUGUUAUUUUUUUUCUUUUCCUCUUUUGUGCUGCUUCUAAAAUGUGGCAGUAUUUGGCCGAGAAACCUACAUGUUGGAUCAUACUGAGGUCCAUAGGCAAUGGUUAGAAGUCCUUGAAAAAUACCAUGGAAUGACCCCGUGUGCUCUAAACUACUGACCCAGAAUUGCUGAAAACGGUGUUAUCUCUCUAAAUGGCAUGAUAUUGUGUGAUCCCGCUGGUCAUAAUUUUUUAGUUUAUAUCAUUUGUCAUGGGACGAGGUGAUACAUUAUCAGGUGCUUAUUUAUGGGACAGUCAAAAGUGUGAACUGCAUGAUUUUUUACAAUAAACUGGCUACAAAUUCUGUUUGUUUUUUAGUUGAAGGGAUUAGCUGAUAUUCAAAUAGUCUUAACUCAACUGUGAUUGUUAUUAUGUAUCCAACUGAGAUGUAUAUCGACUAGUCCGAUCAUAAUUUGUACAGCGAUGGGUGAUAGGUUUGGAGAAGCGUAAUUUCUGUUUGGAAAAUGCUCAUCAAAUUCUUGAUAGAAUCUUUUUUGUAUGCACCUCCACAGUGCUAAGAAUACAAGCAUAAAUUCUCACGUAAGUAUCUAUAAGUGGAAUAACUAAUUGUAGAUAACGUAGAUCCCAAUUGAAGGGAAACAAAUCAAAUGUUUCGGAUUUCAACCUAGUUUCAAGUAGAGUCAUCUACAUAUGUUCAACUUCUCUUGGCAACUAUGAAUAGCUUGAUGCAGAUGACCUUUCAUGAGCAUUGUCGCAUGCAAACAGGUAUUCCUGUCCAGCCAAAUGCAAAGGGCCUAGAAAGUGAAUGCACACCAUCAAUAUUGACUUGAGCAACCAAAUAUGGCUGAUUGUGGACGGCUGCUAUGUAGGUUGGCUAGUUGCCAUGGUUAUCUGGGCAUUACUUUUCCCCUGGAGAAAAAUUUGAAAUCAUCGUGUCAUACAGGUUUCAGUUAUGCUAUUCUCGCACUGUAAAUGAAGAUAAAUGAAGAAAGGUUUAUUCCAAAUCUUGUUAAUCGGAAGUCAUAUAAGCACAUCCCUACAGUGUUGUGCGGAAAUUGGCUGAAUUUUGUUCAGAAACUAGAGAACUCUUUCAGCUGUGACUUUCUAUAUUUGCUGAAUGUCCUCCAUGGAUCCAUUACUGUGGAAAUCCUGAGUUAGUCGUUAUUGUUCAACAUUCGUUGUUGGAGGAGGGCAUGCCCCUUUUAAGUGAAUUUAGAAUUUGAUUUUUUCAGAUGUUAGAACGAAAUCGUUGCCAAAGCUGAUGAGCGUGUAAAUUUAAACUUAUGAUGAUUAAUUCUUUGUGGUCACAGGAGUGGACAUCAGUAUGAACACGCACCUGAAGACAGUGAAGCUUACGCUGAAGGGGAAGAAUCCGGUGUCCCUUGACCAUCUAAGCGUGAGGGGCAACAACAUCCGCUAUUACAUUCUCCCUGACAGCUUGAACCUCGAGACCUUGCUGGUUGAAGAAACGCCAAGGGUCAAGCCGAAGAAGCCGACUGCUGGUAGAUAGCUUCCCCCCUUUUCCAUUCAUGGGUUUGUUCUUCUGCCCCACCUUAAUGCAUUAUUCUGAUUUCUCUCCUUUGUUGAUCUAGGGAGACCUACAGGGCGCGGCAGGGGCCGCGGCCGUGGCCGUGGUCGUGGCCGAGGCCGUUAG
Messenger RNA from Spirodela intermedia, 2505 nucleotides. Lineage: Eukaryota; Viridiplantae; Streptophyta; Magnoliopsida; Alismatales; Araceae. The record is from the annotation of a GenBank genome assembly.